CUUGUUAACUUGACGAUGAUAACGUUUUGAUACCGUUCGUUUUGUAACAUUGAUAUUGUGUCGUACAUAUACUGUAACAACGAGAAAUAACUUGUGGCCAAAAUAACUUUGAUAUUUUCUCGCUGUCUUCUGAUUGUGAUGUUAUCAAUCGACCUCGGUUUGACGUAAUGGCAACGGUGAUUUUGAUGGCAACGACUUUUUCACAAAGUUUAUAAGAGUCACAAAAUCACAGGAAGAGAUAAAAUGCGAGUUCCCCCUUCCAUGCGCUCUCACUAACAGGUCCGUACGCUUCGAUGACGACGGUUUCGCGGACUUUGUAUUGAAGUGAAUAAGCACGCGGCGGUUUUCCUUCGCUACUCUUCAGUCUUCGUUAAACGACGUCGCACCGAUCACGCGAUGGCGAUGGCGGAAAAGAAAGCGUGUUCUGGGCCGGGUUACGCAAGUCCGAGAGCGGCGAUGCUCGAGGGACCGCGCGAGAAACUUCUGUACGUCAUUGGCAUACAUACGAAUCCUGAGAAAGCUGAUGUCCUCUGCACGGUGGAUGUAGAUCCUGACAGUUCUACGUACUGUCAGAUAAUACACAGAUUAAGAAUGCUGACUGUUGGUGACGAGUUACAUCACUCCGGCUGGAACAUUUGUAGUAGCUGUCAUGGAUCGCCCCGAAAACGCGAUACGCUGGUGUUGCCCUGUCUUAUGUCGGACCGGGUGUACCUAAUUGAUACGAGCAACGAGAAAAUGCCCAAGAUCAAAAAGAUUGUGGAACCGGAAGAGAUGCAUAAAUACGGGAUAUCUACGCCGCACACUUCUCAUUGUCUACCAACAGGUGAGAUACUCAUCUCUACCAUGGGUAAUCUUAAUGGCGAUGGAUUGGGCGAAUUUUUCUGCAUUGAUGCGCAGACCCUUCAAGCGAAAGGCACGUGGACCAAAGGCCGUGAAAGAGCAGCUUUUGGAUAUGAUUUUUGGUACCAACCGUAUCACGAUACGCUCAUUGCUACAGAGUGGGGCGCACCUAGAGUCUUUAAGAAGGGAUUCAUCCCAGAGGAUGUUCAUAAUCCCAAGAUAUAUGGCAGAACCUUGAAUGUUUACUCGUGGAACGAACGAAAGCUGAAACAAAGCAUCAAUCUAGGAGAUGAUGGAAUCGCCCCACUUGAAAUAAGAUUCCUUCAUAAUCCAUUAGCAGCCGAAGGAUUCGUGGGUUGCGCGGUAACGUCGAAUGUUUAUCGGUUUUACAAGAAGGAAGACAAUUGGAAAGGCGAAAAGGUGAUCCAGGUGUCACCAAAAAAAGUCGAAGGAUGGAUCGCGCCUCUGAUGUCGGGUAUGAUCACCGACAUUUUGCUGAGUCUGGACGACAAGUAUCUGUACCUGUCCAAUUGGUUGCAUGGCGACGUUAGACAAUACGACAUCUCCGAUACAAGAAACCCAAGAUUGACUGGUCAGGUCUUUCUAGGAGGAUCGAUACUAAGCGACUCGCAGGUGCGUGUGGUGCAAGACGAGGAAAUGAGCGGUCAGCCCGAUCCCGUCUACAUCAAGGAACGUAGAUUGUAUGGUGCGCCGCAAAUGUUGCAGUUAAGUUUGGAUGGACGUCGCUUAUACGUGACUACGUCGAUCUUUAAACCAUGGGACAAACAAUUUUAUCCCGAUCUUCUCAAGUAUGGAUCAACGAUGGUGAAGCUUGAUAUUGAUGUCGAGAAAGGCGGAAUGAAACUCGACCAUCAAUUUCUCGUUGAUUUUGGCACCGAUAAAAACGAUAUUUUAUUGGCGCAUGAGAUGAGAUACCCUGGUGGUGAUUGCACCUCCGAUAUAUGGCUGGCAGAGAGACCCUAAUUUUAAUGAGUGGACUGGAUGUAAAAUCAAAGCAUCUCAACAUCUACGAAAAUAGUAAUACAGUAGCUUAUUUUACAACACAUUGUAGCUUUGCAAGACUUUUUUCUAAUAAAAUUUCUCAAACUUUUUCAUCUAG
This is a messenger RNA of Monomorium pharaonis (pharaoh ant), 1960 nucleotides long. RefSeq names its product methanethiol oxidase. The record is from RefSeq and is a predicted model, not a curated record. Gene Ontology annotation, molecular function: selenium binding. The transcript has 8 exons. Lineage: Eukaryota; Metazoa; Arthropoda; Insecta; Hymenoptera; Formicidae. Bases 397 to 1824 code for a protein of 475 amino acids.